AUGUCUGAUUGCCCCAUCGUUGGAGGCUACAAGAUUACUGGGAACAUAGGAAGCGGUGCAUUCAGCGAAGUGAGCAGCCACACAACAUUAUCGCUGAUCCAGUAUUGCAAGAUGGUAUUCAAGGGAGUCCAUAUGGAAACUGGCCAAGCAGUUGCUCUGAAGCACCAAAUGUGGUCACGGGAGUUGAGAGCCAUGCAGGACUUAAGCCAUCCAAACAUUGUCAGGCUGCUAGACGCAUUCCCACAGGGUGAUACGGUUGUCCUGGUCAUGGAGCUCUGCGCAAUAGAUCUUGCGGAAGCCCUGCAGCACACCUCACAGCGCCUGGAUGAAGCCCUCACUAAAGCCCUGCUUCUGCAGUUGCUGCAGGGCAUCGCCACAAUUCAUGAAGCAGGCCCGGGAGUGCUUAAGGUGGCAGACAUGGGCCUGGCUCGCAUGCGCGAUGCUGAGGCUGAGCGCGCAGGUGGCUACACCCACACAGUCGCGACGCGCUGGUACCGCGCCCCUGAGCUGCUGCUGGCAUCGCACUCUUAUGGGCCCGCUGCUGACAUGUGGUCCGUCGGCUGCAUUCUCGCAGAGAUGCUGGGUCUGGGGCCGUUCUUUGCUGGUGAGACAGACUUGGACCAACUAGGGCGAGUCACUUCAGUUCUGGGCAGCAUAGAUGUGAAUGACUGGCAGGACGCCACUUCUCUGCCAGACUUUGGCAAGGUAUGCUCACAGAGGAAGCGCAUGGCAGCAUCAGCUGCAAUGCAACAUCAAUACUUUUCUAUGGAGCCCCUUCCUGCGUCACAGACAGAUAUGGCCAAUUUUGUGAGGGAGUCAUGCUCGGCCAAGGAGGCCUCAAAACGAUCAAGAAAGGGGCUGUGA
Molecule: messenger RNA, 864 nt
Organism: Coccomyxa subellipsoidea C-169
Lineage: Eukaryota; Viridiplantae; Chlorophyta; Trebouxiophyceae; Coccomyxaceae
Product: kinase-like protein
Exons: 8
Coding region: 1-864 (287 amino acids)
Biological process (GO): protein phosphorylation
Cellular component (GO): nucleus
Molecular function (GO): cyclin-dependent protein serine/threonine kinase activity; ATP binding
Source: RefSeq, a predicted model, not a curated record